Bombus pascuorum is the source of this 2385-nucleotide messenger RNA. RefSeq names its product RING finger protein 141-like. The transcript has 3 exons. Lineage: Eukaryota; Metazoa; Arthropoda; Insecta; Hymenoptera; Apidae. The record is from RefSeq and is a predicted model, not a curated record. Bases 222 to 533 code for a protein of 103 amino acids.
CAGACGUCAAAACGAAGAAUCGAUGCUGUUGAAGUAGGCAACGUUCCGAUCUUUUCAUUGUUUAUGCCGCGGGGAUUUCACGGGUUUCGUCGUAUUUUUUACGUAGUUUUGCUAAAAGCUGUAGAUCAACGUUAGUUUCAUAAGUUUGAGCGGAUGGGAUAUCCAAAGUUAGUUCGUCGAAUUUGUUGAUUGUUGUUAGUUGAACUGUCAAUACCAGAAAGAUGCCGCAUGCUGGUUUUGUAACUAUACUGAUCGGAGUCACCGUAGCUACGGUUCUCUAUUUUAUGUUUGGAACUAAUAAGCCAAGAACUGCGCAGCAAUACUAUGAACAUGCGUACGAAUAUCAUUCAGAACGACACAACAGAUUAUUUGAUUCUGAAGAAUGUUCAAUAUGUCUAUUACCAUUGAUAAAUAGAGCUACAUACAUCCUACCUUGCAAACAUCAAUUUCAUAAGAGUUGCAUUGAUAAAUGGAGACAUCAAGCUCAAGGGCAUCAAGCGUUGUGUCCACUCUGCAGAUCUCCAUUUACAUAAGACUGCCAGAUUUAAUAAGAAACAUGUCUUGAUUAGUACAAUAUUUUUUGUACUCUAUUGAAACUAAAAAAUAUGUUUGUUAAACAUCAAAUUCAUAUUGCAAUUAAAUUUUUUACAAAUAACUAUAUAAUUAUCUACUAAGAUAAACUGUUCUACUUGGAGAAUAAAGUGAUUAUUCAAAUUUAGAAAGAUAAAACAGAAGAUAUUACAUAUGAGAUCAAAGUUUUGCUGCUUCCUUGUAUUUACGAUAAAGAUACGAUAGUACAGUUGCAUGUCUUAUCUUUUUGAUAUAGUACAUAUACAGCUGUGCCUUAUGCUGUGAUUUAUUCAGCUGGACAAAUUUAAUUAUAUAUGUAUAUUUUCACAAUAUAGAAUAAAUAUACAAAUAUAUGGAAGUAUGAUUUACAAUUAUUUAAAACAGUGCAUUUUGAAACUGAAGUGAUUAAUGAAAAAAUGAAAUAUUUAUGAUCUACCUUUGAGUUUAAAAUUUACUUCAAAUACGAGCAUUUUAUAAAAUGCAUCUUCCUCUUUCUAAACAAUUUACAUAAGAGCACUGUUUUAUAAAAUCAUGUAUGGUAUUAUAUAGAAAUGUAAGGAAAUUUUUACAUGAACCGUAUAACUCAUUAUUCUUAAAAUGCAAAAUUCACAACCCUAUGAAAAUAUAUGUUUUUGUUAUCAUUGUUUUUAUUAUAUAAGAAACUAUAAUGAAGAAGAAUUAUGUCAAAUUCUGAAACUUUGUUUACAUAUAGCAAAUGGUACUUUAAAUGGUGAUAUAUUAAUUAAUUAUAACAUAACUUCAGACGUAUUAACCCUCAUACUGCCAGCUUCAAAUACGUGAUAUAUGCGAAAAAUACCGCACUCGGAGGAGAGAUAGUCUGAAUGUAAACAAGCAUAGCCGAUAUAUCGGUCAGUGGCGGUUUUCGUAUAAGCACCAAGGGGCGACAUAUUGACUGGCGGGCAGUAAAAGUGUUAAUAGUUGCUGUGUGUGAUACUCGUAAUUAGGGAUGUUCAAGUAUUCGAAAGUACAUUUAGAUUGGAUCGGGAAUUCUUGAUGUAGGAUUGGGAUUCCGAAAGUUUGUAACUACAUAAGUAUGUCCGAGUAUCUAAAUAUUAUAAGCUCCAAGAACCCCGAUCCCAUACGAAUUAAUUUGACUAAUGAUUGGCUUGAACUUAGACUCAGGUAUCCACACACCCCUAUUCUUAAUAUUAUGUAUAGUGCAGCUACAAAUGUUCUCCAAGCUCCAUUUUACAGUUUAUUAUACACUGUCAUAAGCAAUAUUAUACAUUAUUUAAUUGAUUAAAAUUGUUAUUUUUAAUAUUCCAUUUGAUGAAAGCAAUUAGCAAAUCAAAUUUCAGUUCUUCAUAUUUUCCUCUGUUAUAAAUUCUAAAUAUGAAAACUAAUAACAUACGUACAAAAAGUGGAUUCUCCUGCCAUAUUGUGAAUUUUCUUAAAAGGUUAUGUAAACGAUAAAUAUAUAAUUAUUGUUUUAUUCUUAUAACACUGCAUGUAUCUGACAUUAAACUGUAUUACUUUUGAUUAAAGCGAUAGCAAUAAGCACUUUGUGAUAAAAGGCUCCUAAAUUAUCACUAUAUGUAUUUCGUAAAUUAAUAACUUUCACACGUAAUUUUUCAUUCACAUUGUUGAAAUUAUAUCUAAUCAGCUGUUUUUAUAGAGUUAUAGAAUUAAAUAACAAAAAAGCUUUGAAAAGUGUGAUAUUCAAACAUAUAAAUUGUUAUGUAUAAUUUACGAAUAAGUGUUUAUAAAGCUUGUUACGAAUAACGUAAAUAUAAAAUGUAGAAUAUGUUUCUGUGUGAAGAAUGAAUAAAGUAAACGUAGCUCUUAAAUAAAUAA